Molecule: messenger RNA, 2139 nt
Organism: Aspergillus wentii DTO 134E9
Lineage: Eukaryota; Fungi; Ascomycota; Eurotiomycetes; Eurotiales; Aspergillaceae
Gene: fos-1
Product: sensor histidine kinase/response regulator Fos-1/TcsA
Exons: 1
Coding region: 1-2139 (712 amino acids)
Biological process (GO): phosphorylation; phosphorelay signal transduction system
Molecular function (GO): phosphorelay sensor kinase activity
Source: RefSeq, a predicted model, not a curated record
AUGAGUUUCGAUCAGCGGCUGCUUAGCCUGAACAUUGCCGACAGGCGUCAGUCUCCUGGAAGCUUCGCCAUGGUCGCAACACCACCUGAGGAGACAGAGUUGUGCCUGGAUCACUUUUCUGCGACAUCGAGACGCGAAAAAGAGGACCACCAUCGCUCGCGGCAGGACGUUACAAAGAUGACGCCGGAACCCGAGGAUCCCAUGACUCGGAUCUAUCGCUACACACCAGUCCCCACCAUUAUUCUUGAUGCAUCCCUACAUAUCGUUCAGGUCUCGGAUAGCCACCUUGAAUUCUCGCACCAGACCAGGGACACGCUUCUGAACACUAGCAUUUACGAGAUUCCCCCCCGCACGAUUCCGGCCCCGGACAUUGCAACUCUCAACGGUGCGAUUCGGGCAGCCAUCACAUCCAAGGCUGUGCAGGUGAUUGAUCACAUUUAUUUGCCCGAUAUCAGUUCAUACAUCAGCCUGCGUAUGACACCGAUCUAUGAAGAAACCACGUUGAUCUAUCUGGUUUUAGAAGUGCAUAACAUCACCAAAGAGCAUGACGAGCGGAAACCAAGCAACCAACACACCUAUAUCAACGAAACGUACAGCGUUCUCUUGGAUACCGUCAAAGACUACGCCAUUUUCAUGUUAGACUGUCGCGGACAUAUCGCGACUUGGAAUUCAGGCGCUGCCAUUUUGAAGGGAUACUCAUCUGCAGAAAUCAUUGGGCAGCAUUUCUCUAUCUUUUAUAGCGAAGAUGAUUGCCUCGCAAAGAAGCCAUCGAAAGAGCUUGAGGUAUGCCUGCGCGAGGGUAAGGUGGAGGAUGAAGGCUGGCGGUACCGCAAGGAUGGUUCACGAUUUUGGGCCAAUGUCAUCAUCACCCCGAUCUAUCAGUUUGGCCGCCAUGUGGGCUUUGUCAAAGUCACGCGAGAUUUAACGGAACGAAAAGCAGCAGAGGCGCGACUGAUUUCGGCUUUUGAAGAGUCUUCCAAAAUGAAAAGUGACUUCUUGGCUAAUAUGAGCCAUGAGAUUCGCACACCGAUGAAUGGCAUGACUUUGGCUCUGACGAUGCUCACAGGCACUGAAUUGAGCAAAGAACAACGGGAAUACGCGUCUAUACUCGAAGAUUCGUCGGCUAUUCUCCUUCAGGUGAUCAACGAUGUUCUUGACUACUCGAAGCUAUCUUCCGGAUCGUUCACCUUGAAUUCCGAUAUUGUGGAUAUUGAUAGCGUUGUUGGGGCAGUCUUACGUAACUCUAAGUCAGCUCUUAAACCGGGUGUUGAACUGAAGAGCUUUGUUCCGAAAGAUUUCCCCAAGCAUAUCAAAGGUGACCCGCUACGAUAUAGACAAGUGUUGCAGAACCUAGUGGGGAAUGCCGUCAAGUUUACUGAGAAAGGAUAUGUCCGUAUUUACACUUCAUUUGUUGUGGAUAAAGAGAAUCCGGAUGUUUACGAUGUGUUGACCGAGGUGGUCGAUUGUGGGAUAGGUGUGCCCGAAAGCGCCGUCAGCACUCUAUUCACCCCUUUCACACGAUUUGCGGAUUCCGCACAGCGGCGAUAUCAGGGAACCGGGCUUGGGCUAUCUAUCUGUAAAAGCUUGGCUGAACUUAUGGACGGUUCUGUGGGAUUCCGACAUAACCCGGAGGGACAAGGCAGCAUUUUCUGGUUUACAGCGAAAAUGGGUCGCACCGACGUGAAUACUGAAACCGUGGAAAGGCCGUUGGGUACAUCGAGCCCUGACGAAUUAAUUGACUUUUCCGCCGAAAUUCGAAAGAUAGCACCACAGAAGCGCAUUCUGGUCGUGGAGGACAACAUGGUGAAUCAAAUGGUGAUGCUCAAACUCCUUAAGACUCUGGGGUUUGAGUGUGUGGACUCGGCAUGGGAUGGGGAAGAGGCUGUCCGGCUAGUCAAGCAAAUGCCUCUAUCUUACAAUGUUGUUCUCAUGGACAUUAACAUGCCGGUUUUGGAUGGCUUGGAGGCCACGUCAGAGAUUCGAAACUUGAACCCAGAUGUGCCCAUUAUCGCUCUCACAGGGAAUGCGCUGAAAGGGGAUGCAGAAACGUAUCUUGCCAAGGGGAUGAAUGAUUAUAUCGCGAAACCCGUUCAUCGCAAACAACUCGUAAAAUUAUUGUGGAAAUGGAUGGGAACAUGA